Passer domesticus (house sparrow) is the source of this 2889-nucleotide messenger RNA. RefSeq names its product cilia- and flagella-associated protein 45-like. Lineage: Eukaryota; Metazoa; Chordata; Aves; Passeriformes; Passeridae. The record is from RefSeq and is a predicted model, not a curated record. The transcript has 10 exons. The coding region runs from base 129 to 2054 and encodes 641 amino acids.
CUGGGUGACACAGCUCCGCCUAAUUUAGCCUAAGCCCCGCCUCUCCUGCCUGAGGCUCCACCCCCAAUUCGCCCCACCCCGGCCCGUCACGCCCUGUUGGGGCGUUGCCAUGGCAACGGUCCCGACACAUGGCGACAGUGGCACUGUCGCAGUCAGAGCAGACACGUCCCGGCCGUCGGUCCCACCGCGUUGUGACAGUGGGCUCCAGGACAGCAGGACAGCACCGACAGCCCCCGCGAUGGCAGCCGGCACUGCCGGCACAGGACCGCGGUCCCUCCGUGCCCGGGGCGCCUCCCGGAGGUCCCUCCUCGCCCGUCGUCUCCAGCUUUCACCGCCAGGAUUUCAGCCUGUCCGUCCCGAAUUCUCCCCCGGGCUCCCCAGACCCCCACGCCCCGCAGGAUGUCCAGCUCCUCCCGCUGUCCCUCUGUCCCCUCUGGACGUGCCCCCCACACCCCAUGGCUGGUCCUGGCAGAGGCCCAGAGCUCCUGCUGGGAUCCCUCGAUGGGGAGAGGGUUUUGGGUCCCCCAAACUUUUCUUUUCAGCAGGUCACGGGCUCCAGAGACCCUGUGGUGAUCUCUGAGGAUGUGCCAAAACCUCCUCGAGAGCUGCUCCCCUUCAAGCCCAAGCUCAAGACCAUCCAAGUCAUCACCAAGGACCUGAUCCAGGAGCUCAUCAUUCCCCAGGAGAAGCCCCAACCGUGUCUCAUCAUUGGGGAAAAGGAAUACCAGAGGAUCAAGGAAUCAGCUCGAGCCCUGACUGAGCUGGAGCGUUGGGACAGGCUGAAGACCCUGAGAGCCAGACAGGACGCUGCUUUCGAAGCCCUGAAAAAGGCCCAGAAUGAGGAGCAGAGAAAGGCAGAGCUGGAGGACAAGAGGGACUGUCAGAAAGAUGUGGAGGAGGAGCUGCAGCAGGAGGAGCAGAAGCUGCUGCAGCGGGCGAUGAGGAUGAGGCUGGAGCAGGAGGAAGACGUGCGGGAGCUGAACGCGCUGUUCCUCAAUGCCAAGUGCAACAUGAUCCGGGACAAGCAAGUCCUGGAGAAGCGGAUGAUCCACAAGGAACUGGAGGAGGAGGAGAAGCGCCUGGACAAGAUGAUGGAAAUGGAGCGGGAGAAAGGCAUGGAGGUCCAGGAGGAGCUGGAGCGCCAGAGGAAGCAGGAGCUGAUGAGAGCCCGGCAGGACAUUGUGAAACAGAUGGAGCAGAAUGCAGAGGAGCGGGCACUGAGGGCUGAGGAGCUGUACCAGGAGGGCCAGAGGCAGCUGGAGCGACUGGAGCAGAUGAAGAGGGAGGAUCAGAAGGCCUGGGAGCAGAAACAGGAGCGACUAAAGCAAAUCCAUGCCGAUAUUAAACGUUUCAACAUGGAGAGCCAGAGGCUGAAGGAUCAACAGAGGGAGCAGGAGAGGCUGGAGGACGAGCGGGUGCUGGAGCAGCAACGGCAGAAGGCUGAGCGCGAGGCCACCUUGGAGGCGGAGCAGCAACAACUGCGCCUGGAGAAGGAGAAGGAGCUGGCCCGGCUCAGAGCCACACAGGAGCGGGCCCAGGCCUGGCAGGCAGAGCGGGAUGCUCUGAGGGCCAAGAGGAACCAAGAGGUCGCAGACCGGGAAUGGCGGCGGCGGGAGCUGGAGAAGGCGCGGAAGAAGGCUGAGCUGGAGCAGCAGCUGAAGCAGGACCAGCUGGAGCAGGUGGCCCAAAAGGAGCAGUACCUGGCCAUGCAGGUGCAGCAAGACCGCCAGGAAUUCCAGAGGGUGCUCAGGGCCCAUCAGGAGCAGCUGCAGCGGGAGAAGCUGGAGCAGGAGCAGAGGGAGCUCCGGCAGCGUGCCCAUGCCGCAGAUCUCCGGCGGCAGAUCCAGGAGCUGCAGCAGCAGCGGCAGCGGCAGCGGGCGGCCUUCAUUGAGGAGGGCCGGCAGCAGCAGCAGGAGGUCCAGCAGCGCAGCCAGCGCCUCGCCCACUUCAGGCAGCAGAAGCUGCAGGAGUUCAGAGCCACGGGAAUUCCUGACAAGUAUUUUGCCCAGGUGGAGCGCAGGGCCCGGAGCCGAGCCAGCAGAGCCCCCUCCUAGGCCCAGCCCCAGCAGGAACCAGCUGGGAUUCCCCACGGAUUUGGUUUCCAUUGUCCUGGGUUAGGAGGUGGGGUGUACCCAAACUGUGUGUUUGUGUUCUCCUCCCAUCUGCACCAUCCUGAUGGACUGUGAAUGGGUGGGUCACUCCCUGCAGCUGCCCAGUGCCCAGCUGAGCCCUCAGGGAAGGAGGCAAACCCUGCAGGCAGUGUUCCUGUGUCUCCCCAAACUGACUCAGUCCCACUGGGCAGCCUGUGGAGCCUAGGCCACCAAGGAUUCCCCAGAACAUCCCAUGAGUCAUAGGAAUACAUAAUUCCACUGUGAAAUUCCUUGCCCUGGGGAGGUACUGAGCAUUCCUGCCUGAAUCUGACCAUAUAUCAUCUGGGAUCUUUGGGGACUCGGGACCCCAGCACUGCUUGAGGGACCCAGGGGAGGAGCAGACCUUCCACAGGAGGAGCAGACCUUCCACAGGAUGACCAGACCUUCCACAGGAUGACCAGACCUUCCACAGGAUGACCAGACCUUCCACAGGAGGAUCAGACCUUCCACAGGAGGACCAGACCCACCCCUGGAUCACUGCUUUCCACAAGACUGCAACCAUCACUUCAAGAGGACUUCAUCCACCACCCUGACCGACAGGAUGCCAGGUUGUACUCUGCCUUUGUGGUUUUAAGCCAGUUUUUCUGUAUCAUUGCAUUUAUUGUAAUUCUUCUAUUAAGUUGUAAUUCUGACCUGAAAGCUCUCUCAAGGUAUUUGUGCAGUGUUCAUUUCUCCCACUGGUUUACUGUCAAACCAGCACAACCAUUGACUGAGUUUUCCAAUAAAUAAUAUUUUCUGA